AUGGCUGCUCCCCCCGCUCCCAGUCGCACCAGGCCAUCGGCCCUCAUCAUGCCGUCUGACGACGACGACAGAACUCACAAUCGGCGUCUGUCAACCUCGAGCUCUGGAAGCUUUGCGUCAGCCCCAAACAGUCCAACCGCAGCACUCUCAGCCCUUGAUUCCUCCGCCCCACUUAUUCUCGUCCACGAACCGGACGAGGACGAUACUCCAUUUGAUUUCUCCGACGACGAAGACCAGGGGGAUGAGCUUGUUAGUCCAAUCUUCGAAAUACGAAAGGCGUCAAUUCCACCGCUCCCGCCAUCAAUUGUCUUCCUCUACCUCCUCACUCCCUAUCUCAAACUCGGAGCCUUGAGUAUUAUCAACGCUCAGUUGCCUCUUAAGUAUGGCCUUUCCUCUUUGUUGGUUUUUGCGGCAUUAUCUGCGCUUGCGAGACAACUAUGGUACAUGCUGGCUCGCUAUCUACGAAAAGCGGACCUGACGGACAUCGUACUUGAUGCAUUCGCCAAAGGCAGAGGGAAGGAUCGACGGAGGGAGAUAUUGCGAUAUGUUGUCCGGGCGGGCACUGGACUGCUAAGCGUUCUGACGGCUUCAAUGUACUUGCGUCAAUCUAUCGACAUCUUACUCCCUUUCAUAUCAACGAAAUUGGGUCCUCAUAUAACUCGACUUAUCCUCACUAUCCCGUUCGCCUUGGUUGUCUCUUACCUUUCGUCCGCCGAGACGCUAGCGUCGAAGAAGGUUGUGUACGCAAACUGGCUCUCUAUAGGGACGUAUCUAUCGUGGUUAUGUUGCAUUUCUAUUGCACGCAGUCAAGGGUUGCUGGGGACUGGUGCGUCCUGGAUUGCAGGCGGGAAGUUCUGGCAAGUUACCUCUACAAUUUCCUUUGCCUUCUGCGCGUCCUCUACCCUUCCCCUCUAUGCUUCAUUGAAAAGCGUUCCAUAUCAAAUUACCACAGCAAAGACACCAAGGUCCCGGUCAUUUCGAGUGCUCUCCCUCUUCGCCGUGGUCACGGCUGUGCUGUUGCUCCUUCCGCCCGUACUAUUUGCUGCCUUCCCUAGCACACCUGCAACGAUGUCCCCAUUACUCCCACAGGUAAUUCCAACCCCGCAUACUCUACAAAUUAUCAGUGCCUCUCUAAGCUCCGCUACUCUCAUUCUUGGGAUCCCUGCCCUGAUUGUAACUACUCCCGCGCUUCCUCUACCAGAGAGAAUAGCACGUACAGCUAUUUUCAACAUCUCACGCACCCUUAUCCUCACCAUCGUCGUCCUUCUCGCCCUCUCUCCGCCCGACGCAUCAACUCUCCUCAAUAUAGUUCUUGUCGUUAUGACUCUCACGAGCACGUACUUCCUCCCCGCCUUCUUUCACAUCUCGAUCCACAUAUUUAAACGCCCACUCGCCAUCGUCGUACCACGUACACCACUCUUACAGACCCCAUCCCAUUCACAAACCUCGUUGCCCCCUAUGCCUAAUGCAAGUCCUCGCGCAGUCCAUGACGACCUUCUCCUGCGCAAGGAAAGGGCAUUGCAGAAACGCCAAUUCCGGAAACGGAUUGUAUGGGACGUGGGCGCAUGGGUUCUUCUAGGGGCUAGUGUUACUUGGGUCGCUGGGGCUGUCUGUGAUGUACUGGGGAUGUGGUAG
Laccaria bicolor S238N-H82 is the source of this 1635-nucleotide messenger RNA. RefSeq lists its product as uncharacterized. The transcript has 4 exons. The record is from RefSeq and is a predicted model, not a curated record. Lineage: Eukaryota; Fungi; Basidiomycota; Agaricomycetes; Agaricales; Hydnangiaceae. The coding region runs from base 1 to 1635 and encodes 544 amino acids.